AUGGAUUUGGAUUAUAGUAGUGACAAUUCGAGAUUAGUAGCUGACAACCAAAACAAUAAAACCAACACAAAAAAUCAAUCACAGCUAUCUACAUCUUCACAAAUACCACAAACAUCACAAUCAUAUCAACAACAACAACAACACAAUCAACAACAACAACAACAACAACAACAAAAACAAAACUCACGACCUUCAAGCCCAAAAACGAUUCAAGCAAAGGUUAAUAAUAAUAAUAAUAAUAAUAAUAAUAAUAAUAAUAAUAAUAAUAAUAAUAAUAAUAAUGGAGCAACAAUAUCUCACCCUCCAACAUCCCAAUCAAAUGAAGAUCUUUCAAGCUCUGCAGAGAUUCACCACGAUGAUUCGGCACAAUUAAAUUCUAAUAUAUUUGAGAAUUUAGGCUUCGUUAUUGAUAUUACUAUAAAUUUAAAGAGGAAGAUGGAAUUGGUUAAAAUAAUUAAAAAAAAUGGAGGCAAAAGUUGUUAUUCUUGUACAAAGGCUACUCACUUAAUUACAACUAAACAAGGGUAUCUAGAAAAAACACAAAAAGUAACACAAGCAAUAUCACUAGGUAUACCUAUUUUAGUAAAAGAGUAUGUUCAUUAUUGUGCUUUUAAAAAGGAAUUACUCGGAGUAGAAAAUUAUUUGGUUUCUUCUUUAAUUUUGAAUCCCACAUCUACAACAUUAAAUAGUUCUCAAGAUUUAAUUGAAAAACCAAAUGAAGAGGAACCUCAAAAUGGAACAAUCAAUGAACAACCAAUAGCAAUGACAAUCGAUAAUACUUUGGAAAGUAAUAAACCAAUAGAAACAAUACAGCCUUCAUCUUUAGAAAAACAGGAACCAAAAGAAACUGAAUUACAAACACAACAACAGCCACAAACAGAGUUAAAAUCAGAAUUAGAACCACAACAACUUCAAUUAAUACAAGAAAAAGAUAAAAAUAUAAACAAUUUAUCAAUUGAUUCAAAUCAUAUGGAUACAUCGAAAAUAGAAGCAGGCAAUAAUAUUUCAAAUCAAACCCAAUCGAAUAUUAUAAGCUCUGUAGUUCAAACAAUUGAACCUCUUAAAGAAUGUAACAAGAUCGAUCUUGAUAAUAAUAAUAAUAAUAAUAAUAAUAAUAAUAAUAAUAAUAAUAAUAAUAAUAAUAAUAAUAAUAAUAAUAAUAAUAAUAAUAAUAAUAAUAGUAGUAGUAAUAAUAAAAAUAAAAAUAAUGUAGAUGAAGCACAAGAAGGAUUAAAUAUAAAUAGUGUAAUGGAUGUUCAUUUAACAUCAUCGACAUCAUCAACUUUAUCAUCAUCAGAUAAUCAAGACAAUGAAUUAUUGAGAGAUGAGGGUACAACACCUAAAUCUAAAAAGAAAUUCUCACAAAAAAAGAAUCAUCUUUUAAAUUUAAAGAAAAGUUAUCAAGAUCCAGAGAUUAUAGCACACUCAAGACCAAGAAAAAGUAGUGGUGGUGUUUCUUUGGUAGAGGCACUAUCAGAUCAUGCAAAUUAUAUUUCAAAUUUAGAUGGUUUUAAAUAUUAUGCCAGAGCUAAUAAGAGUAGUCUAAAUAGUAAUGCUACUACAUCAGGAGGCAAUAAUAGAUCAAUCAAAUUAAACGAGUAUAAAUAUGAUGAUGAAGAGGAAGAUGAAGAAGAUGAGGAUGAAGAAGAUGAAGAAGAGGAUGAAGAAGAGGAGGAGGAGGAGGAGGAGGAAGAAGAAGAUUAUGAUGAUGAGGAUUUAAAUGAUGAGGAAAGUGAUGAAGAUGAUUUUGAUAGUGAUGAAGAUGUUUCAAGAUUUAUUAAAGGAAAGUUAUUACAAAAACAACAGAAAAUCUAUAAAGAUUUAGAAAGAUUCGAGCAUUCUCGUCAGCAGCAACAUCAUCACCACCAAUCAAGUCAAGUCAAUAGUUCAAAACCAAGAUCUAGAUCACAUUCUAGAGAUUAUAUCGAAAGUGAAAUUGCCAAAUAUCUCCUCAAUAAUAGUGAGAAACAAAUACCUUUAUCACCAACAAAGAAGAGAUCAUUAUCAAAUCAAUUUCACCAAGAUGGAGGUAAUAAUACCACCGAUGGUAACUUGUUUAAUAAUUUUAGUACCAAUGGAGGAGGUAAUAGAACAAAUAUUGAUGAUUCCAUAAAACAAUCAAUAUUGGAAUCACCAUCAUCAUCAUCACUCAAAUCUAGUAAAAGUAAAAAAUCAAAAAAACCAUUCUUACCUCCACUUUCGACAUUAGUUCAUAUCUUAGUUACUUUUAUCAUUCUUAGUGCAUUUUUUAUGUCUUUACCCUCAAAUUAA
Dictyostelium discoideum AX4 is the source of this 2271-nucleotide messenger RNA. RefSeq names its product calmodulin-binding protein (gene numA). Gene Ontology annotation, cellular component: nucleus. Bases 1 to 2271 code for a protein of 756 amino acids. The record is from RefSeq and is a predicted model, not a curated record. Lineage: Eukaryota; Evosea; Eumycetozoa; Dictyosteliales; Dictyosteliaceae. The transcript has 3 exons.